CCCAGCUCCGCCCCGAACUCUGGUGGACCGAGCCCUCCUCCUGGCCAAGCGACCCCAUCCUCAGCCCCAAGCGCUUCGCCAUAUUUCUUGGCGACCUCCCGUAUGAGCCCGCCAGCCACAGGUCUCCCAAGCUCAUUGCACGCAGCGAAGAGCAACCCGCCGACCCCAGCAAGCAACCUAGCCAAGUCCUUCAGCGCCAGCUCCGAGAUGCGCAGUGGGGGGAGCCGACAGAGACCGCGAAGUACCACCGGCUUCGCAGGCUCUGCGAGAAGAAGAGAUCGGGCAAACUACUUGUCCCCGAGCAGGUAGCGGCUGAUUACAAGGCUGGAGGUGACGCGCGCCAGAAGCUCAUGGAUCAGUUUGGGGAGUGUGGAUGGUCCAAGGACCGGUUCAUAGCUGUUGUGAACCGCCAGCACAAGAAGACGCGUGAGAAUGAGAACAAGCAACGCUAUGCUUGGCACACGGAGAAGACAAUGGCUACGGAGCUCAA
Symbiodinium pilosum is the source of this 490-nucleotide messenger RNA. Lineage: Eukaryota; Dinophyceae; Suessiales; Symbiodiniaceae. The record is from the annotation of a GenBank genome assembly.